Molecule: messenger RNA, 1160 nt
Organism: Papaver somniferum (opium poppy)
Lineage: Eukaryota; Viridiplantae; Streptophyta; Magnoliopsida; Ranunculales; Papaveraceae
Product: bidirectional sugar transporter SWEET6b-like
Exons: 7
Coding region: 144-848 (234 amino acids)
Biological process (GO): carbohydrate transport
Cellular component (GO): membrane
Molecular function (GO): sugar transmembrane transporter activity
Source: RefSeq, a predicted model, not a curated record
AAUUUGCAUGCUCUGUUAAGGGUUUUCACAUCUCAUUUCCACACUGUCCUUUCUAAAAAUUCCGUUUCUCACUAUUAAUUCUUCUCUCUCUGUCUAAAAUUGUGCUGUCAAUAUAGAUUUAGAGAACGAAUCACUCAGCAAACAUGGUUACAGCAGAUGCAGCUCGUAAUGUUGUUGGAGUUAUUGGAAAUGUCAUUUCAUUCGGUUUGUUUGCCUCUCCUUCGCCAACAUUUUAUGACAUUAUCAAGAGGGGAGCAGUAGAAGAUUAUUCACCAAAUCCAUACUUAGCAACAAUAUUAAACUGUGCAUUAUGGGUAUUCUAUGGACUGCCGUUUAUUCAUCCUCACAGUAUUCUUGUGGUCACUAUUAAUGGAGUUGGGCUUGUUAUGGAAUUCGCUUACAUUGUUUGUUACCUCAUGUACGCUACAAAGAAACAAAGAAUGUACGUGGCAAAAGUGUUAGGGGGUGAAAUUGCAUUCUUUGCAAUUAUUGUUGGUGUUACCAUGGGUGUGUUUCACACUGUAAAAUCAAGAGGUACAUUCGUUGGUAUCUUCUGUCUCAUCUUCAACAUUCUAAUGUACGCCAUGCCACUCGACAACAUGUUAUUGGUUAUCAGAACAAAGAGUACUGAAUACUUGCCAUUUUGGCUUCUACUCGCCAAUUUCCUCAACGGUGGCUGUUGGUUGACAUAUGCCUUGCUUCGAUUCGAUCUCUUCAUCUUUAUCAGUAACGGUUCUGGAAUGAUACUCGGUUUAAGUCAGCUGAUUUUGUUUGCGGUAUUCUACAACAAGAAACCAAGGAACACUGAUGAUAAGCCUGGCAACGUACAAAUGUCUUCCAGUGUCUAACCAGUCGCCAAACUCGAUGGAGAUAAAGCUAAGACUCAACGCAUCACCAGUACUGUUUUGCCGCCUGUUUGAAGUUGCAUUUGCUCAGUUUUGUUCUUAAUAAGGAUGCAGAAUGGGAGCACAUCAUUCCUCAUUUCUUUAUGUUGAUGAUUUGUUUUCGCAUCUUAAAAAACCUUUCUGGUCAACUUCUUGUGAUUGGGAGAUGUUUCUAUUGCGGUUGAUAUUCAGUUUGUAGAGUAGUUUUAUUUCUACUUUCGAAGAUGUUCUUUAUAAUCUUUUCUCAUAUCUGAAUUAAUAAGUACUUUGGUGCCA